AGAGUAGAGCAAGACUAGGUGCUAUUGAUGGAUGAUAAAUGUAAUUUGUGAUGUCUACAAAAAACAGUAGUGGCUGUAUUAGACCAGAUGGUGAACCCUCAUUGGCCAUAUCUUCCAAAACGUCAAGAAAACUAUGAAACAGAAGAAGAGAGGGAGGCUAUUGAAGGAGUCUGGAACACAAUCUCUGAGGAUCCAUUAAACUAUCAAUUUUUUUAUCAUAUUUUGGAUGGAGAUGAGGGUGGAAGGCCUCCAAAGAUUGUGGCCUUAGAUGGAUACAAGGAGAUGGAAAACACAUUUUUUAACCAGAAAGACAAGUUGUGUUUACAUGCAAUUGCAAGGAGCAACAACAAAGAAGCUUUGCAGCAUCCUGUGGUCAGAAUGUUAAUUAGAUCAAAAUGGAGAAGCUAUGGACACUUGUUUCUCAAGAUAACGCGGAUUUUGGAGAUUUUAUUAGAAAGUGAAAUAAACUCAGGGAACAGAUACGAGUCGUUCCGAGACGAAGAUGACGAAGGAAAUAGAACACUAAUGCACUAUGCAGCAGAGCUGGGCUUUUUGCAAGUCAUCAAAACACUUGUCAGGAAAUGUCCCGAGCUACUUGUUGUGAAGACGGAAGAACAAUUCAAACCUGUCGAGAGGAGAGCCAUGUUACCUGUGGAAUUGGCGAUAGUGACAGAGAAUGAUGAUGUGGCUGCAUUUUUGGUUCGAGUUAUGUGGUAUGAAAGGUAG
Messenger RNA from Stylophora pistillata, 726 nucleotides. RefSeq lists its product as uncharacterized. The record is from RefSeq and is a predicted model, not a curated record. Lineage: Eukaryota; Metazoa; Cnidaria; Anthozoa; Scleractinia; Pocilloporidae.